Messenger RNA from Lolium rigidum, 693 nucleotides. RefSeq lists its product as uncharacterized. Bases 51 to 383 code for a protein of 110 amino acids. The transcript has 2 exons. NCBI's taxonomy places the organism in Eukaryota, Viridiplantae, Streptophyta, Magnoliopsida, Poales, Poaceae. The record is from RefSeq and is a predicted model, not a curated record.
CCCAUGCUGGACUCCAUGACGUGGACGGGCACUGGGCAGAUUCAAAAGGCAUGGCCUCCCUUAGCUCCUCCUCUCCUCUGUCCAUCAUCCUCACCAUGGCGGCAAUCACCAAGAAGAAUCGUGUUUUCCUCCUCCUCUUCCUCCUUCUCGCCGUUCUCGUGGUGGACGCGCAGCUGCCUUCAGGUGAUGACGAUGCUAAGCAGGUACCCAUGCAGAUGGAACAUGAUACUGAUGCUUUUCCCGUGCCGGCGUCGUGCUACUCGAACUAUUUCCCACACUGCACCAAAGGACGGUGCAAGCAGUUCUGCGCUGGCCACGGCAAGCCGCCAGUCCCUAGAGCCUUCUGCAAUGACAACUCCAACUGUUGUUGUCCCGUUAGUUGAACUAGCAAGGGCUGGCGCGGCGGCACGCCACCCCCUUAUGUUACCAUGCGCUGAGGAACAAAAACAUAUAUAUGUUUAUUUGCAAGCUAAUAUGGGAGGUGUGCUCUCUUCUUUUUAUUACAAGAGAUUUCUUAUGCUUUGCACACCUUACAUCAUGAAUGGAGAUCUGCGAGAUAAGCAAAAAAGGUUCAAAACAUUGAGUGAAAAUACAUUCUACCCAACCUAUGAGCAGGUGUGUAAGCCAUAAUAUUUGGAUACAACCACGAUUCAAGGCAAAGAGAAAUAAACAAGAAUGGGCAGAUUGCAUUUU